Python bivittatus (Burmese python) is the source of this 5231-nucleotide messenger RNA. It is a transcript of the gene HGFAC, whose product is annotated as HGF activator. Gene Ontology annotation, molecular function: serine-type endopeptidase activity; calcium ion binding. Gene Ontology annotation, cellular component: extracellular region; rough endoplasmic reticulum. The record is from RefSeq and is a predicted model, not a curated record. Gene Ontology annotation, biological process: zymogen activation; blood coagulation. NCBI's taxonomy places the organism in Eukaryota, Metazoa, Chordata, Lepidosauria, Squamata, Pythonidae.
UUAAGCACAUUUCCAUACAACCCAAUGUUGAUUUGAGUUUCCAUUUCAGUCCUUCAGGCACUGAGAUACCAACUACUCCAGGAAAAUUACAAGGUAGUUUUGUACCGAAAAAAGAGAAAAGAAAUUAGUGAAAGAGAACAAGAUGAAAGUCUACAUUUUUUCCAUGACAGUUGUUCUGGUUUCACGUUUGAGGAGUGCUGCAAAUGGGAUGGAGGAAAUAAACAGUGGCAGUAAGACGACAGCCGAACCUGAGCAUGAACUUUACCAACUCCAAGAUGUUUCCGAUGACUGCAGACAUAACCCUUGUAGAAAUGGUGGCACAUGUUUCAGUGGAUGUGAUCAAUGUUCUCAUCGCUGCAUUUGUCCUGAACAAUUCAUGGGGAAAAACUGUGAAGUUGCCAAAUGUUUUGAUGACACUCUCUAUGAAUACUUUGAGAUUGGAGAAAGCUGGGCCACAAUCCACCAAGGCCUAGUGCAAGCGUGCACGUGUGUCAACAGCACAACCAGCUGCCAUCCGGAACAGUAUACAGACUGCCCCUCGGACCCCUGCCUCCACGGCCGCUCUUGCAAAAGGAUCCUCGCCUCGAACAGCAUCGUCUGCGCCUGCAGCCGCCUUUUCAGAGGGAGAUUCUGCAACAUGGCUCCUAGUCAAACCUGCUAUUCUGGUAACGGGACCAACUACAAGGGCCUUGCCCAGAAGACCAUUGCUGGGGACCAUUGUCUCCCGUGGAGCUCUGAUCUCUUUUACUACGGCCUUCAAGCAAACACGGUGCAGCUGGGACUGGGAUCACAUUCAUACUGCCGAAGCCCAGAUGAGGACGAACGGCCGUGGUGCUAUGUCAUCAGGGAUGGCGGGCUCUCUUGGGGAUACUGCAAUAUUUCAUUAUGUGAAGGCAGGCGGAGAACGCCGCCGCCGCCGCCGCCGCCAGAAGUCUCGGAUGAGUUUGCCGCUGCCAGGAGGUCGUGCGGGAAGAGGCACAAGAAGCAGAAAUUCGUGAGACCCAGGAUCAUAGGCGGAGCGUCUGCCUUGCCAGGAUCCCAUCCCUGGCUGGCCACCAUAAACAUCGGGAAAAAAUUCUGCGCUGGGAGCCUCAUCCGCUCUUGCUGGCUGGUGACAUCGGCGCACUGCUUUGCCAACAGCCCACUGACCUCAACUAUUCAUGUUGUUUUGGGACAACAUUUUUUUAAUAAAACAACAGAUGUUACUCAAGAAUUUAAGGUAGAGAAGUACAUCAUGCAUCCCGACUACACAGUGUUCAACCCAACUGAAAGUGAUAUUGCUUUAGUUAAACUCCAGAGAUCCAAGCAACACUGCGCAGUGAGAUCCCGAUUUGUUCAACAGAUCUGCCUGCCAGAAGCUUCAAUGUCCUUUCCAGAUCAUUAUAAAUGCCACAUUGCCGGAUGGGGACACUUGCGUGAAAAUUCAUCCAGCUACUCCAGCGUGGUGCAAGAAGCAUUAAUUCCGAUUAUCCCAGAUUACAAGUGUCAGAACUCUGAUGUUUACGGAGCUGAAAUCAGUGAAAAUAUGUUCUGUGCUGGUUACCUUGAUGGCAGGUCGGAUGCUUGCCAGGGAGACUCGGGAGGUCCUCUGGCCUGUGAGAGGGACGGAGUGUUUUACCUCUAUGGCAUUAUCAGCUGGGGCGAUGGCUGCGGCAAGGCCAUGAAGCCGGGUGUUUACACGAAAGUGACAAAAUACGUCAACUGGAUUAACCAAGAGAUACAGCCCGUGCCAAAAGGAUAAGUCGGGCUUCUUAUAGGGACGGAUUGCCUUCGCGUGCUACCAACAUCACAACUUCCGUAGUCCCUGUUUAUAAUACGAAGUGCUAUUUCUACUGAAUGUUUCUUUUCCUGGUGCUGCAAAACUAGAGAAAACAGACUUCAAAAUCCAAGGCGCCCUGCAAGGAGGACCGACGUCCGUGUCCGUGGCCCACUUCCGUGCUGUGGCGCCCGCAGGCCUCCCCUUCUCGAUGGACUUCCGAUGUGCAGCGCAGGAAAGGUCAGCUUGGCUGGUCCUCUCACUGGUCAUCUUGGGGACGUGGACUGGGGCAGCUUCCAAACCCAAACCCAAACUCAAUAGAAUAAACCCCAGGAACAAACAUAUUGAUUUAGGACCAUUUAUGUAUAAUGGAUCAAUUAAAAAGAUGGUUCUUUUUUUAAUUAAAAAGGGAUAUAACAAAUGAUCUUUACAAAGCAAUAUUACAAGAUACCCAUAUCAAAUUUAAAAAGACAUAAACAUACAAAAUAAUAUUUAAAAAAGACCAUUUACAGUCAUGAACAAACUCAUAUAUGCCUUGAAGAAGGAGAACAAGAUUAAAGAGGCCCUCCGUUUCGCUUUGGGCACCGAGUUCUGUUCUUAACACUUCCAGCUCUGAGCUUUGGAAAGCUGCCCCAUCACUCUGGAAUAUAAACAUUUAUUUCAAAAACCUCACCGGUCAAAAUCAAUGAGGUCCAGAGUUCCUUUUUAAUGGCUGCAUUUUUCUGUCCCCCUUGGGGCUCUGCUCCCCCCAGAGCAAUCCUCCUUUACCUUCCUUGUUUGAAAUGGCAUAGCCACCCCUGCGCCACCUACCCAGGUUCACGCUGCUACCUUCUUAGGUCCCGUGCCCAUCUCCUUAAGUCUGGACAGGGGGAGCCGCAUCUGCACGAACGCAAGUACUCUUUCUCAGGACUGUCUUGGGGCUGCUGGUCUAGACCAGACAGGGGUGAGGUCACUUCCUGGAGGUCGUGGCCGUUGCGUCUUCCUCGGCAGCUCAGCGGAGGUCUCAACGGCCAAGCCUUGGCUUCAGCGAGCGAGAAGCACCGUGCAGUGCCAACGUCUUUACACACUAAUUAGCUCUGAGGAGGGGUUUGAGUUUUCUCACUACUGCUCACCUUCACUAUUUCUCAGCUGUGUUUUCAGAUCUCUCAUACAAUCUUUCUCUAGCAAAGCGUUCUUCUCAAACAUUUUACUCCAUCUCUAUUUCGGGUCUGGCACCCAGUCGUUACUAACAAUGAUUUUGCCCAGAGGGGCUCCGCUCACGCUUUCUUUCCCUGACAAUCCAGAGGAAAUUAUAGCCGGGGCGGGGGGGGGGAUGGAUGGCUACUGCUGUCUCUUUUCUGCCUUCACACAAAGGGUUACAACCCGGCUCAGAGUACCUGUGUGCGGAUCGGUUGCUCAUGUGCCAUCAAGGGGGUGUCAGGUCUUGCGAUCAGAAGGCAGAGCUUCUCCAGGAUGAAACUGUAUCUGGACAAAUCUUCCAAAGAAGCCCGUGGAGAGAGGCCACAUCCAGAUUCCACACUCUCUACCCCUCAUUCUUUCAAAUAGGAACCCAUUUACGAGUAAGAGGAUGUGGCAGAGGAGAAUGGGGAAAAGAUCUGGUCUCCCUCCCACUGCGGUUGCUGUUGGCCCUCAACCCUCUCCUCUUCCUGCUGCCUGAGGGUCUCGCCCUGCUCCAUCUUCUGACAGACUUGAGAACCCAAAUGCCCACGCUGAUUUAGUUAAUACAUUUAUUGAGUCGAUUUCUUACGGUUACUUUCUAUACAUGACUUUUUAUUAUUCUACUGCGUGAACACUUAUCCUUUUGAAAAUGUUGUGCAAUGUUAAAAGUCCCUUAAUACAUAUGUGUCAAAUACGUAAGAGUUGUUGUCUGCCUGUGUUAAUAACAGACAUUCAGCUGCCUACAUUCAUUAUUAGGGAAUAAGUUUCUAGCGAUCAGGAGGAGGACCAGGAGAUACCUCAAAUAUGCGUGAAAGAGGCCUUUUAGACUCGGUGGCUCAGUGUGAGAACCUACUUCCAGCCCUCCAGACGGAGGCAGGGCUCCAGCCUCCCCCGGCAAGGCUGCUCUUGCGACAACAGGCAGGGGUGUCCCUUGAGCUUGGUCCUCUGUCAUUGACUUUGGGGCGGUUACUGGCUGGGUUAGCUUCUGCUCCUUACAGUCCAGCCAGUAACUCUUACUUUUCUCUUCUGGGUUGAAGCAUGGACACGUCUUCCUUUAUGCGCUGAGAUGAAUGUCCAAUGCACUGCUGCAUAGUCCCAUCCAUCCGUCCCUGUCUUCUAUUUCUUGUGGCCCCGUAUUACCCCCACCCCCUUACGGGAAGGGUUUCUCCUUAGCCCCUCUUCAGUUUCAGCCUCUACCCAGCUACGCCCGGUCUACAGAGAGAACAUUUAUACCUCCCCUUAUUCUUCCAUCAUGGGCUUUGCUCUCAACUCAACCUGUCCAGGCCCCGACCAGACACAGUAUGGCAUGUCUGCGUAUUCCAAACCCAACAACUGAGCUUCUUUUGGUAUUUUCGUAAUAUCAUUGAUUUGGUGCCAUCAUUCCAAAUUCAGUCCAAUUCUUUUAUUCACACAAAUUCAACUAGAAAAUCAAACUAUGGGAUUUUUGGUCAGCAUAAACUGAAGAUUUAAUAUCCAUUUCACUUAUUGUUAUCACUGAUUGUGAUAUGACCCAGAAUAUUUUUUUCUUAAAUUCAAAUAAUGAAGUGUAAAGAAAAUUUAUAAUUUUAGAAUGGGAUGAAAAUGCCUUCACAUUAUAUUUAAAAUAUAAAUAAAGUUUCUGUCUCUCUUAAAUGUCUUUUAAAACUAACCAUAUUUUAGUAUUUAUACUUUGGGAAAGAACUAUACCUUGUACAACAGAACAUAAUAAAUACAUUUGUUGCAUAUAAUAGUUCUCAUGUAUUUUUUCACAUACUACAGUAUUUGCAAGUACAAGAGCAACCUUCCUUUAGAAUUCCAUACUUAUUUUUCCCAGCGGUAUGUGAUCAUUCAAUGUAUUUAGUUAUCCUUUGAGAGAUCCUGGAGUCUCAGGUGAAGGCAAGUGGAUUAGAUGGGGAACGCCCGGCUCAUGGCAGAGAGGAAACCAGCAGGCCUGGUCAGCGAUUCACUCCCUGAUCUUCUGGGGGUGGGUGGUGGGGGGAAUCUCUAGAUACCUCCUGCUUCUCCCGCAGGGAGCAUCGCCGUCUCCAUCUCCUCAGCUCCAGCUUUCCCACCUCUUGUUCAGCACAGUCUCCUGAGAGUCUUGUCCAGGUGUUGAGCUGGACCCCUCUUUUCAGCACGGGCUUGCAGCUGGUGCUUGGACUCCAGCCAUGCAGCCCAUCUUCCGACUCUCUUGCUUCUGGAAGUCGCUUUGUUCAUUCACCUUAGUUUUUCUUCAGGCAUGGCUAAGGUUUGUGCUGUUUUCAAGCAGGAAACCAAGCAUGUCAAAGCAUUAGAGCAUGGAUUUUUCAUGAAAGGAGAUUCUUGGAGAUCAGGGUUG